UUUUAGGAGAGAAAGGAAAGCGAUGUCAGGGAGAAAUAUCAUUUAUGUUUCCUCCCAAAUGUGGGAAGAAAGACGGUGAAAGAAAAUCUGAAAGGAGUCUCUAAUCUUUUAUGACAAAAAUACCCUCAAAGCAUAUAUUCAUAAAAGUUACAUCUUUUCUUUCCUUUCUCUCCGGUUCUUCCUUUCCGUCCAUUUAAUGAGCGUAAAUAAUAAAAACUUUCUUUCCUUCCCUUUCUUUUCAUUUCCAUUCUUUCCCCUCCCUUUCCUUUUUUUCUUUUCUUUUCUUUUCUUUUCUUCCCAAAUUUGAAAAAGCAGGGGCUGUUUUGUUGGUUUUCAUCAGGUCAUGUAUGGGUAAAGUUGUAUGUGUGGGUUAAUACGUCUGUAUAGAUUGGGAAGAUUUUUGUUUGUGAGAGUUUUUUCAUGGAUGGAAGAAGUGUGUUUUUUUAAUUGGAGGGGUUUGUUUUGAAAAGAUUUAGCUUUCUGCAUAAAGCUCCCCUUAGAAGCUUAUCAAAUAAGUCACUUUUUAUAUCAUUAAGUCACUAUCAAACAGUCAUGUAUAGUUGACCGGAUAAGCUGUAAGUCCGGUUAAGCUCGUUAAGCUGUUAACAAACAAAACGUAGGUGUUAGGUGGUGGUUGGGAGGUUACUUAUGGAGACCAUGAAGUUUCCACCUAUUUGAACUUUGAAAUUUCAAUUAGGGAAGUUCUCAAUUAAGGUUGGUAGACUUUUCCAUGGCAUGUAUAUGAUAUAAUAUCACCACAUGAUUAAGACAUUCUCUUCCCAAAAGUCUUCUGCAUUUUUUAAUUGAAUUAUGAACUCAUAAUCAUGUCAUGACAGCAGAGGCAGUGGACACUACUCAUUGUUGUUUUCUUUAAUAAAUGGAUUCGGUUCAGCACUCCUCGAAUAAGAGUAGAUUGGCUCGUACUUUUGCCAAGGUUUUGCAUAUUCGAGCUGCAACAGCGGAUAAAUUUCAGAAAACAAAGAUAUGGGAAAAGGUGAAGCGCGAUAAACCGAUCGAUGAUGAUGAUGACGAUUUCAAAAAGGAAGAAGAUGAAAAGCUUCGGGAAAGAGCAGCAAUGGAUGCUUUUGUUGCCAAACUUUUUGCCACUAUAUCUUCUGUGAAAGCUGCAUAUGCUCAGCUGCAGUAUGCUCAAUUUCCUUAUGAUGGUGAAGGAAUACAGUCGGCUGAUCAGAUCGUGGUCUCUGAAUUGAAGAAUUUAUCCGAAUUAAAACAAUGUUUCUUGAAGAAACAUCUUGAUGACUCCUCUCCCGAAACCACCCAACUGGUGGCAGAAGUUCAAGAGCAAAAGAAUCUGUUGAAAACGUACGAGAUAACAAGGAAGAAAUUGAACAGCUAUACGAAGCUUAAAGACUCCGAGAUCAUGUUUUUGAAAGAGAAAUUGGAGGAAUCCAGAAGGGAAAACAAGGUGAUCGAGAAGAGAUUGAGUUCAAGCGGAUCUUUAUCAUCAUCGCUUCACGAGAAUCUCGAUUUUCAUUCGUUAACCCCAACCAAUUUCGUCUCAGCUCUUAAACAAACGAUGAAAUCCAUUCGAAAUUUGGUGAGAUUCUUGAUCAGUGAAAUGGAGUCUGCAAAUUGGGAUUUAGAUGAGGCUGCCGAUUCGAUCCAGCCAGAUGUUGUUUAUUGGGAUACAACCCAUAAAUGCUAUGCAUUUGAGUCGUUUAUUUGCAGAGAGAUGUUUGAUGGUUUCAAUCUCCCGGAGUUUCGAAUAACUUCGGAUUAUCAGUCGAUGCCUAGAAGCGAAAAACGCCAAAGAUUCUUUGACAAGUUUAUGGAAUUGAAGUCUUUGAAAGCACGGGAAUACCUUACAUGGAAACCGACAUCAAUGUUUGCCGAAUUCUGCAGGUCCAAGUACCUGAAGCUUGUUCAUCCCAAGAUGGAAUUCUCUCUUUUCGGAAAUCUGAAUCAAAGAAAUCUGGUGGGUGCCCGAAAAUUCCCGGAAACAGCUUUCUUUGAUUUGUUUGCGGACGUGGCAAAACGUGUUUGGCUUUUGCAUUGUCUGGCGUUCUCGUUCGGUCCCGAGGAGGUCGGUAUCUUUCAGGUGGCAAAAAGCAGCCGGUUUUCUGAAGUGUAUAUGGAAAGCGUAAACGAAGAGGCGUUAUUGUCGCCGGAAAGUUCGUCGGUAGUGGCAUUCACGGUGGUUCCGGGGUUUAGGGUGGGCAAAACGGUUAUUCAGUGUCAGGUUUAUCUGAUUUGAUAGUCGGAUCAGAGGGUCUACAGACAUGAAGGUGGUUGCAGGUGGCGGAGGGCGGUGGUUGGUGGUGGCGGAGGAUGGUGGUGAAGGUAAGAAACAUAAACUUCAAAGCUGUGUUGUCCAAUUUUGUUAUACACACACAGUAAUAGUAGUAGUUUUUGGUUAUAUGUAAUCUUGUAUAUUGGUUUUGCCGUUGAUGAAAUACAAACAAAUGUAUGUACCUUUUUUGU
Molecule: messenger RNA, 2442 nt
Organism: Cynara cardunculus var. scolymus (artichoke)
Lineage: Eukaryota; Viridiplantae; Streptophyta; Magnoliopsida; Asterales; Asteraceae
Product: protein GRAVITROPIC IN THE LIGHT 1-like
Exons: 2
Coding region: 878-2215 (445 amino acids)
Biological process (GO): response to red or far red light; negative gravitropism
Source: RefSeq, a predicted model, not a curated record